Molecule: messenger RNA, 4105 nt
Organism: Sycon ciliatum
Lineage: Eukaryota; Metazoa; Porifera; Calcarea; Leucosolenida; Sycettidae
Exons: 12
Coding region: 349-2751 (800 amino acids)
Biological process (GO): potassium ion transmembrane transport
Cellular component (GO): voltage-gated potassium channel complex; membrane
Molecular function (GO): delayed rectifier potassium channel activity
Source: RefSeq, a predicted model, not a curated record
UGCCAGACCGAGGUAGUACUGGAAGGCUUGAACUGUUGAAGAUUUUUUUGGAAAGAAGUAAGUUUUGUCUGUGAUGGCCUGAGCCAAUAUUCCCCGUAUCGUAGGAUAACCACCUUCAGCUUGCACAAGUGAGUCUCGAGUACCAUUUCCCACAGAGCGGAAGAAAAUAUGAACUCUAAAGCCACGCAGCCAGGCCUCACAGAUCACUCUGAAAACGGAGUUGGAUUCUGUAGAAAUUUGAAAGGGCACCGCUGAGAGACCCAACGAUCAGAUUAGUCGAGGAACAAUCGUCAUUCAGUGGUUUCAGCUUUGCGUUGCGCCUCCCUUCUGCCGGUCGCUGUAGCCGUCAUGCCUAUGUUGCGAUCAUCCUGGACGUAUGAAUUGCGGCUGUUGCUCAGCCUGGCCGCAGUGCUUGGCUCGCUCCGCGCGGCUCAUUCCACCGACUCAGACAAAAAACACAACAAAAUGGAUCCUAUUACGAAGGCCAAGCCGAUUCGGGUCAAUUGCAGACAGGAAUUUGAAGGCAAGGAGCUGACUGCCCUGUGGUAUCAGCAGCGACCCUAUACGUAUGCUAGCCCUGAAGGCAACAGGACGUCAGUUGAUGGCAUUGUGGCUUCACAGCUGUUGCAGAUACUGGACUAUUGCUGCUCCGAGGAUGUAGUUCGGGAGAUGCAGUAUGUGCAGCUCAAUCUGACUGACUACAACAUGAGUGCAGCCAACGCUAUCCAGAAGGAGCUCAUGUACGGAACGGCGGCUAUGGGAUUUCCGGUGCAGACGCCGCAGAGGUCUUUGCUUACCGAGCGCUUUGUCGGGGUUGUCCCCUCACCCGGCGCAGUCUACCUUGUCAAGAAUGUGUACAUGCCCGUCAGCAUCCUGUCGGUGGUGUCCGGUGCCUGGGUACUCCUCUGCUUCGUGCUCGUAUCAGCAGCUGUUGCCGGUAUCAUUAUCUGGAGCGUCGAGAACUACGAUAGGAAGCACAGCAUGUUUGCACGCGACUUCCUGCCGGGGAUCUUUGACGGCUUCUGGUUCUCCAUCGUGACAAUGACGUCGGUGGGGUUUGGCGACAUCACUCCGCGCACCAAGAUCGGCAAGGGAGUGGGCCUGAUCUGGAUGGUGACGGGCACGAUUAGCCUGGCUCUGUUCACCGCUACCGUCACCACAUCGCUGACUACAUCCACACUGACGGUGGAUACACGUCUGCGCGGUUCACAUGUGUCUGUGGUUCGUGGAUCUGAGGCAUUGAAGAUUGCCAUCCUGAAUGGUGCCAAGGUGACUGUGGAGGCAGGGACUGCAGAGGAGGCUAUCCGCCUGGUGCUGAAUGAUACGUGCGAAGGCGUUGUGCUGGACCAGCUGAUAGCUGGUGAUAUCAUCACCUCGAGUACUGACAACGACAUUGGCAAGCUACGCAUGGCCAAGCUGCUGAUGUCGCAAGUCAUGCAUGGCGUCCUGUUCAGUCCCAAUCGCACUAGCGGACUGAUAGAGCAGUGUGCAGACCUGGUAAUGGCCGAACAGGAACACGAGACUUACCUGGACGUCGAGGAGCUGGUCUCGGCACUGCAGACUCGCCAGUCGGCCACCAGCCCCAGCACGUCCACGUCCAGUAUCUUCUCGAAUCACAAGAAUGUGGUCUACAUCACCUGCUACAUGCUGGUGUUCGUCUUCUUCUUUGCCUGGUUCGUGGACUGUCUGCGCCAACGAUCCCUAUACCCGCAUCAUAAGAAGCAUGUCUCCCGUCAUCAUCGUCCACAUCACCACCGUCAUCAUUCACAGGGUGCGCUACCUCACAAUAGCCUCUUGCACAGCCCGCCCCUCAAGCCAGCACCCAAGACAAUGACGACAUUAGAUGAGGAGGAGAUCUUGCUACCGUCCGAGACUGCACGGCUGCUGCCUGCUAACGAAUCCGCAGGCCAGUACGGCAGCACGGUGAACACAGUACGGCAGCGCGGCAGCCUGAACAGCGAGACAGCGCCUUCCCAGGACCAGCGUUACGCCAGCAGCGGCCGGACGGGCAAUGGCAAUGGAGAUGGCGCAACACGCACCGUUUCAGACCCAGCAGCAGCAGCAGCAGCACCGACGAUGUUGUGCAAGCUCGAUGGCAAUCACACGUGGUCGCCGCUGCACAAUCCGGUGCGAUCCACGACGAGCGGGGACAGCGGCCAGGACACAGAUAAGCGGGUAUUGAGCAGAGGGACUGUCCCCUCCACUGCCACCGCUACCAUGGCCGUUGCUACGGGAUCUAGCACUCAGGAGACCACGCCGGAGACCCGAAGCUCAUCGUCCUGCAGCAAUGCGGCUACCGAGGAUGGCCUAUACGACCAGUACAGCGGCAGCGUGCCCGGAUCCCCAGCUUCUUCUUCGCCACCGCCGCCGAUCGCACCCAAGCAACUCGUCUACAUGCAGAGGCCCAGCUUCAGCAGUCGACGUCAUGCGUCCUCCGCGUCCUCUAGCAGUCGCACGCGCUCGCCGCGAAGCCGAGCUCCCUCCUCGGACGUGUUCCCGGGAUCGCCACCACCCACACUUGCCGACGGUGGUAGUCAACAGGCCGAGCGCGACCUCAGUCCUGGUCGCGAUCUCGAGGCGUUUGUCCUGGCCGAGCAGAACCACGAACUCGAGCGCAUGGAGAAGGACUGUCAGCAGAUGCUGCAGGUGUGGGCGUCGCGACGACGAGAGCUGCUGCAGAAGCACCAGCGGGAACGCGUGCGCGUACGCAUGCAGCAGCAGCAGCGCCAAUCGCAGAAAGCAGCUCCCUGAAUGCAUACCCGCCCCAGUGUGCGAUCCAAUGAACUGAUACUACAGAGUUGAUGUGAUGUCCAUGUACCUUGUUGUUCUCUGUACUAUGCUCUUCCUCCGCAAUAUCGAGCACUCUCACUACACCGAGUGCAUACUUCGGUAAGUCCAUGUUACCGUAAACUGCAUCUCCCCAUGGAAUAGAUAUUCUUGAUCGCUUGCCGACGCGCUCAGUUAUUGCCCACGUCCAUUUCCUGUGCCGAAUUCUGACAUUGCCUUGUACAUUGAUGUUUGCACCAAGCUCGGCGGAGUCUCAUUUUACCAGACUGCUUCUCAUUGCGGACGAUACACCGUGUACAAAAUUGACUUUCAACAUGUGCAACGGUCCCCAGCCACCGAUGCAGCAUCCUAGUAUUUGGUGCCAUGCGGUUUACCUAAUUCGUCUUGAAUCUAUUCGCUGUUGCGUCCGGUAGCCUCCUUGCAUUGCGUACGUAACAUUCUGGUAGCGCCAUCUCCACCUCUGCAGCAUGACGGGUGGCUGGCGUUUGCAUUUAGUCGGUAAGGCUGCGUUCGGGUCAUCUUCUUGCCGUAAGCAACUGUUCUACUACUGUCUUGUGAUAUGGAGUGAGCAGUGCACUCGUGUGUGCAGUGCUCGUCACGUGCUCGCAUGUCAUGGGUGCUCCCCGACAUUAUACCCACGGGCAUCUGAGAUUAGAUUUUCAAGCUUCUCUGCAGCUGGUCUGCAUCUAGAUUUGUGACUUGAAUCCGAUGACCUACAUGUACAUCGUCACAGAAGAUAUUUUUGGGCAAUUUCACUACCUCAGGAGAGGAAUUUUCACGUUUUAGCUUAGUUGCACCUUUUGGUUUUGAAUUACGAAGUUAGGUUUCACCUUUUGGUUUUGAAUUACGUAGGUAGUUGAUGGUAAACCAUCUCCGUGGCGUGUCUUUUCAGCUUGAUUGGCCGUUUUCGCCAUGCGCUGUUGCAUCUCUGCAGCUGGUGUUAGGGCGGCGUGCUCACGGGGGCUCACCGAUGUCUGUGCGUAUGAUUGCCGAGUUGGCUGGUAUAUUUCGCAGAACUUGUCUUUGUUCAACUUGAACUCUAUCAUCUAUUCCUUACGCCGAUAGCACACGGCUGAAUUUCUACGCGCAGAUUUAUCCUUUUUUUAGAGCAUUUUUAUCCCAUUGUAUUAUUACACGCCGUAGUGUCGGCGCUGGUUUUGAAUCGUUGAAGUAGGUAGGUAGCUUUCAUCUUGCCGUGCUGAGCUCUUAGAUUAUACCUGGUGUAUGUUACCAUGGUUGCAUAUUACCUGUUCAAAGUUCUAAUCUUCUAUGGAUCGGUUGUCAUGGUAUUGUUGCCAUGAUACCGGCGACAUUCGCA